Messenger RNA from Mollisia scopiformis, 2002 nucleotides. RefSeq names its product acyl-CoA dehydrogenase NM domain-like protein. The coding region runs from base 460 to 1731 and encodes 423 amino acids. Gene Ontology annotation, biological process: butyrate catabolic process; fatty acid beta-oxidation using acyl-CoA dehydrogenase. Gene Ontology annotation, molecular function: flavin adenine dinucleotide binding. The record is from RefSeq and is a predicted model, not a curated record. The transcript has 3 exons. NCBI's taxonomy places the organism in Eukaryota, Fungi, Ascomycota, Leotiomycetes, Helotiales, Mollisiaceae.
CUCUGCAUUGCGCAUAUUAAGUCGAGGUGGACAACGAAGAAGACUGCGGCCGCACGACCCUUUGCGGCCGCACCCUGGUUUCCACCGCACCCAGAACCGGGAUGCUCGUUCAUCAGCCCAAUAUGAUGGUGCAGCUGCACGACAUUCGCAUUAAACCGCCUCGCCACGACAUGCCUGCGUGCCAUAUGGCUUUCUGAGCUCCAUUGACAGACACCCGCUCUCAAGGCCCGAGACGGAAUCCACACCCACACCGUGCUGAGGUGAGGCCGCACUUGGAUCGGCUGCGGAAGCCGGUGUCUGGAUGGAGGACGGAUGUGGUCGUACAGCGUCAACUAAGCACUAGCCUGCCACAUUUAAUAUAAUGAGUCCAACAAAGCGGGAAAAGCAAGUUUCCAAUUUCGUGUCUCGGGACAGUUCCAACUUGCAAGCAUAUAUAUUUUCAUAUUUUCAGAUAUAGCUAUGAUCGAUUUUACGCUUUCGGAAAGUCAAAAUGCUAUACGCGCCAAAGCAGCAGCUUUUUCUUCGAGUGUCUUAGCUACGGCUGCUGCAAAAUAUGAAAAACAUCCGACACAAAUUGAACGAUUUCGCGCCUUACGACCAUUCUAUCGACAAGCCGUCGAAGCGGGAUUGGUUCGAGGUUUGAUACCCAAGGCCUUCGGAGGGGAUGCAGGAACGGUCGUUGAAGCAGCGCUGCUUGUUGAGGAGAUGUGCAAGUAUGAUCGAAGCUUGUCUUUAUCGAUAUUCAGUACUGGAUUAGGACUUUCAUCCCUGUUGAUUGCUGGAACUCCAGAGCAAAAAGAGGAGUUGUUGAAGCCUUUCCUCAGUGGUGAGGGAGAGCCGUUGGCAAGUCUGCUUCAUACGGAGCCUGAAGGUAUUGCAAACUGGUUGGAGAAAGGCGGGAAGGGUUUGCAAACGGUGGCCCGAAAAGAUGGUGACGACUGGGUAAUAAAUGGCGAAAAGAUCUGGGCAACGAAUUGCUGUGGUUGGGACGACCGUGGAGCCGAUGUCCAGUGUGUUGUAUGCCGAUAUUCUCAAGAUGGCCAAAGCCAAGCCGCCGAAGCCAAUCCAGCAGAAGCCACGAUGAUACUACUCGUGACUCGUGAUCUCAUUGCGAGCAACGAUCUAGGUGCGUAUCAAAUUCUCAAGCAUAUUGAGAGUACAGGCCACACAUCAACUGCUGGACCACACGUCAAGUUUACCAACUUCCGCGUACCAGGCCAUAGGCUUCUUGCGGCACCAGGCCAGGCUGCAGCUGUGAUCACGAGAGCUUUCACGUCUUCUGGGGCGCUCGUUGGAGCAAUGUCGACGGGAAUAAUGGCUGCAACGUUUGAGGCGGCUCUAGAUUUCGCCAAGAAAGACUCUCGAGGUGGAGCGCAGGCCCUCAUAACCAGACCGACCGUGUCAGAUCUUUUGAUGGAUAUAAAGAUGCGUACGGAUGCUGCAAGAUUCCUGACAUGGAAGGCUGCAAGUGCCUUGGAUAACGGCAAAGGUGGCGAGUUGGCAUUGGAAGCCAAAUUAUUUUGCUCUGAUCUUGCUGUCAAGGUGGUUGUUGAUGCGAUGACAAUCGUGGGAGUGACUUCGUACAACAAGGACAGUCCUUUCCCAAAACUAUUGAACGAUGCAAUGUGUCUACCGCUAACAGGAGGUGGCAACAUCGGUGUGAGAAGAAGACAGCUUGAGCAGCUAUUCAUGGCAGAUGGAUAUCGACCAUGGGCUUCAACAUACGAUUAAUCGCUCUCGGUAGCAAGAAUGUUGCAGUUUCAGCAAUUAUUCGUUUGUGACUUCCAUCUUCAAUCGUUUGUGGAAGGCUCCUUCGAGAUUGUUAUCGUUGUUUCGAGAUCGACGUUCGAGUUCGUUCGACAUUUCAUCUGCGAUCACUUCGAGAUAGUAUUCUGAUGUUGUCAGCAGGGUGCAUAACCACGAUCAUUCCAUGACUUACUGCCAACAUUCCACCUUUUGCCAAAAUGGCCAAGUGUACUUUUCAAGCUCUCCAUAUUUGAGG